AUGACUGGUUACUAUUUUCUCUCUCUAACUUUACUAGCAACAUGUUGCAGUUUUGUGCUGUGUGAUUUUUACAAAAACGUGCCUUUGACGAAAUCCCGGCCGUUCAGUGACGAACAAAUUAAGAAUCAACUGGACCACGUCCAUCUCACCUACAAGAACAUUCCAGUGAUUACACCUGAAACCUUCCAUAGACUUUCCCCAGUCAAGAAAUUAGAAGUCGAGUUUUGCAAUGUUAAAUCAAUUGACGAAGAUUCUUUCCGGGCUUUGGAAAACUUACAAAAACUCAGUCUGAAGCACAAUUUACUUACCGAAAUCCCCAAUGGUACUUUUUCCGCAACCAACAUCGAAGAACUGGAUCUGAGUGACAACCAAAUUGAGAAGAUAGAAAGUGGGGCCUUUGGCUACAUGCCCAAUCUGAGAAGCAUCAAGUUGAAGAACAACAAGAUCCAAAUGUAUCACAAUUCGUGGUUUGAGUUAGCUCCAAACUUGUGUUUUCUCAACUUGGAAAAUAAUUUAAUGACCGCUCUACCGACCAGAAUUUUGGGCUCAAGACAAGCGUGGACGUGCAAUGUUGACGUUAUUUUCAGCCACAAUAGUCUGGAGGAAAUAGAUGAGGAAGCUUUUCUUAAUUACAAGUUGAACAAAUUGUAUCUGGACCAUAACAAAAUCAGGGUUUUGCCAAAAAAUGUUUUUAGCAAUGCCGUUCAAAUUUCGCACUUGAAACUCAAUAACAAUCGGCUUGACUGUACUUUACCCGAAAUGAGUACCGUGGAAAAAUACGAUGUUAAUGAUAAUUCGUGUUUGUUUGAUUUGCAAGGCGAAAAGUUGGAAACUUCUACUCCAGAAGCUAGUACUACGGAAAGGGUUCUGCGGUACUACCACCAGUACCAACACCAGAGAGAUUUUCUUCCACCACCUUUCCACCCCUCUAUGGGUAGGAACAGGUACAACUCGUUUCUACGUAUUGGAUAA
Molecule: messenger RNA, 972 nt
Organism: Tribolium castaneum (red flour beetle)
Lineage: Eukaryota; Metazoa; Arthropoda; Insecta; Coleoptera; Tenebrionidae
Product: carboxypeptidase N subunit 2-like
Exons: 1
Coding region: 1-972 (323 amino acids)
Molecular function (GO): protein binding
Source: RefSeq, a predicted model, not a curated record